Molecule: messenger RNA, 3452 nt
Organism: Uloborus diversus
Lineage: Eukaryota; Metazoa; Arthropoda; Arachnida; Araneae; Uloboridae
Gene: Mat89Ba
Product: nucleolar protein 6-like
Exons: 23
Coding region: 101-3415 (1104 amino acids)
Biological process (GO): tRNA export from nucleus; rRNA processing
Cellular component (GO): small-subunit processome; CURI complex; UTP-C complex
Source: RefSeq, a predicted model, not a curated record
ACAGCUCAUAAGCAAUGCACGUUUUCUUCUUAUUUAUUUUUCGAUUUUCGGUUUCUCGGGGCUGUUAUGAAAAUAUUUUAAAGCUCUUGUGUUAAAAAUAAUGGCUCUGGGUGAUGUGGAUGCCAAGCCUGCGAAGAGGAGAAAGCAUGCGCUUUCAUCAAACAAGAAGAAGAAGAAAAGAAUGGGUUCCACCCCGACCGCAGAAGAGUUGGAAAGUCUGCAAGAAGUUGAAAAUUCUUACCAUUCUGGACUUUUCAAAAUGCAGAUUGAUGAACUUUUCAAAGAAAUGAAAUUUGAAGCUUCCAAGAAGAAGAAAAUUGAAAAAUGGCUGCAGAAAUUAGAAAAUACUUUGAUACAACUACCUGAAAGUGAAGAAUGCUUGAUUAAGGAUUUUUCAACCCGUAGUCGUGUCGUUAUUCCAAUCAUCCAAGUGCCCGACAGCGUCAAAGGCACAUUUAAAUUCGUGCCACCGACUUCAGUGAAGAGAAUUGGUAGUUACUUAUUGGACUCUAUUUGUUCACCAAAUCCUGUAAUUGAUAUUGCAGUGGAAAUUCCAAAAGCAUGCUGGCAGAAAUUGGAUUUCUUGAAUCAUCGUUACUUGCGCAAACGGGCAUUUUAUUUAGCCUGCAUUGCUGAUGCGUUGACAAGCUCAAACUUAGUAAGGGAUAUGAAGUUUACAUAUCAGAAUGACUGCUACUUGAAGCCAGUCUUAUUGCUCACUCCAGCUGGUAUAGCAAGUGUGACUGUGUCUUUGACGGCUUUUCCUGAUGAGAAUGCAUUUAAAAUAAGUAGAUUCGUUCCUGCCAGGAAUAAUGUUCGAUCAUCGUGGUUGAUGGACACUGCCGAAGAUGAAGACAUUCCGAAUCCUCAAUACAAUGCGCUGAUUUUAGCUGACAUUCUACUGCCAAAACUACAGCAGUUUCUCACAGAAUCCAUUUCUGCACCAAUCGUAAAAGAUGGACUUCUCUUGCUUAAAUUGUGGUGCUAUCAAAGAGGUUUUCUGAAAGGCCGUGGACGUCUGAAUGGGUUUAUAGUAACACUGUUUCUUGCUUAUUUGCUCAAGAAGGAAAAAAUUAAUCAGUUUAUGAAUGCAUAUCAAGUCUUCCGGUGCACUCUCCUGGCUUUUAGAGAUUUAUUUGAAAACGGCAUCACCUUGAAUGAUGAUCCAAACAACCCUGUUCCAUUUGUCAACUUUAAAGAAAUGUACAAAGUAGUAUUUAUCGAAAGCUCUGGCUAUCUGAAUGUUUGUUCUUCUGUCAGCUUGGAAACUUUAGGAAUGCUCAAGCAUGAAGCUGCUUUGAGUCUGCAAAUUUUGGACAGAGAGUCUCCUGACGUUUUUACUUUUUUGUUCAUGAAUAAAGUGUCAUUUAGCACAAAAUUCGAGUAUCUCCUCCAUUUAAAGGGAGAGAACUUUGAGAGCUAUUGCCAUAAACUUGGACUAAAAAAGGAGCAACUGGAUCUUGCAGAGGAUAAAAUUGGUUGUGUUCUCCCUAAAAUUUGUGAUACCUUGAAAGAAGGUCUUAAUAAAAGAAUUAAAUUGUUGGAUGUCGAGAGAAAAUAUUCCAAAGAUGUUUGGUCUGUGUCCGAGUCUCCUACACAUCCAACUUCAGCUACAGUCACUGUAGGUUUCCUUCUAAAUCCAGAAGUUCCAUUAAAUAACCUGGAAAAAGGGCCCCUUGCUGAUGACCCACAAGCAAAACAGUUUCGAGAAUUUUGGGGUGGACGCUCUGAACUGCGUCGUUUUCAAGAUGGAACAAUUAGGGAAGCUGUUUUCUGGUCAGCAGAGACUAUCGAGGAUAAAAGAAAAGUUUUUCAAAGCAUUGUACUAGACAUUUUUAAAAGGCACUUCAAGGCUACUGAGGCAGACAUCUUUAUGAAUGGAUGUGAUGUCGAUUGUGUCCUUCAUCUACCGAAGAAUGUGUUGUCUUCUGACUUUAAGCCAUAUGGGAGUGGUGAAGAGGCGCACCUUUCUCUCGUCCAUUCGUUCAACAACUUGUCGAAGCAACUCCGCAGUUUGGAUGAUCUACCUCUGGCCAUCGCUUCAGUACAAGGAGCAUCGCCGUCUCUUCGUUUCACAGAGGUGUUUCCACCGCUGUCAGUCAUGCACUCUGUUCAGAAUUCCGCAGUUUUUAGGUCUGGCCAAGUGAUGAAAUUAAACAAAAAUAUAUCCGGUGUCCCUCCUUAUGUUUCUGCUUUGAAAGUUGUGGUCGGCUUUGAAGGUUCCGGAAAAUGGCCGGACGAUCUCGAGGCUAUUAAAAGGGUGAAAACUGCAUUUCUCAUCAAAAUUGCUGAAACCCUGAAGGCAAAAUAUUCACUGACAGCUGUUCCUUUCAUGACACAUGUAGACGUUUUGAAGGAUGGCUUCAUUUUUCGCAUUGAAAUAGCUUGCCACAAAGAAUUGUUUUUAAUGAAACAAACAGAGUUGUCAAAUGGAAUGAAGAAAGUUCAAGAUACCGCUGAAUCUAAAGAGUUGGAGUUGAGAACUUCAAUUAUACCUAAAGUGACAAGUCUACUUCAAGGCCUUCAUCAGCAACACAACUCCUUCGGUACUGCAUGCCGGCUGGCCAAAAGGUGGCUCUCGUCUCAGCUGAUGCACUCGUACAUUCCUGAUGUUACCAUAGAGCUUCUGGUUGCUUAUCUGUAUACCCACCCUGAACCUUACACUUGCCCUAGUGUACCACAAGUGGCCUUUUUGAGGUUCCUUUCUUUGCUUGCCUCUCAUGACUGGGAAGGGUGCCCCUUAAUUGUGAACCUCAACGAUGAAUUGGAAGGUGAAAAAAUUCGAGAGAUCCAUUCUUCCUUCGGUGCUCUUCGCCCCACACUUCCGGCUAUGGUUGUGGUGACUCCUGUCGACGAAAAGGGAAACCUUUGGACUAAAAAUGGGCCGCAGAAGCAGUCUUUAAAGCGCAUUUCCCUUUUGGCUGCCACUAGUUUGGAAAUGAUAGAAAGCGCUAUGUACAGUUUUGACAAAAGUGUUGAUUUUAAGGCUGUGUUCAGGCCAUCCAUUGACUUCUGUGAUGUUGUCAUCUAUUUGAAAAGAUUUGAAAUACCUAAAUUAUGCUAUGCCGUUGAUAUUGAAGACACAGACAUUCUGCCUGAACUGCAGCCUCACAAACCAGAGGUAGAUGAAGCAUAUCCCAUUGUAAAUUAUGACCCUGUUGAAAUCUAUCUGGAGGAGCUUAGAGCAAAUUUUGGUGAAUUGGCAUACUUUCUCUAUGAUACAUAUGGUGGUGAUUUCAUUGCAGUUGUUUGGAAAAAAUCAGCAUUUGUACCAAAGGAAUUCAAAGUGUCCCACGCCACCUAUCGAACGGUUCAGGCAAAUGAUGGUUUGAUUGUUCCAGAUGUAGAGGCAAUCUUGGAGGACUUUAAAUAUUUAGGUGCUGGACUUGUAAAAAAUGUACUGAAAAAAUCCUGAUAUUUGGAAUUUUAUAAAUAAAUCUGCUUUUAUUGUA